Musca domestica (house fly) is the source of this 2650-nucleotide messenger RNA. RefSeq names its product G-protein coupled receptor Mth2. Bases 932 to 2329 code for a protein of 465 amino acids. The transcript is spliced from 9 exons. NCBI's taxonomy places the organism in Eukaryota, Metazoa, Arthropoda, Insecta, Diptera, Muscidae. The record is from RefSeq and is a predicted model, not a curated record. Gene Ontology annotation, molecular function: G protein-coupled receptor activity.
AAAUAAACUGUCCCAACUUGAUUGAAUGGUUGAAUAAACAAUGACGCUGAGGGAACUCCAUUCAAAGAAAACAACCACGGUUGUGAUUGCUCAUUUACAUUCAUGUGUUCGAUCAACUCAUGUUGCUGAACAUAUCAAACCGUCUCGAACACUCUUUUGAUUGUGAGUGAAGUUAUUCAAACUGAGCUUUCAUUUCGAUCCGAUUCGAUUCGAUGCGAAAACGGUCAUUUCGUUCAUAUCAAACUAAACGACUGCAUCAACAAAAAUCGUGUAAGAAACCGAGAGUGGUUGAAUUUUUGCAUACUCGUUGCAGCCCUCUGGUGUAGACACUAUCUAGUGACUGCCAUCGGAUAAAACAGUGAUAGUUCGCAAUAAUCUACAUUUCUACAUUUGGUAAACAAGGUACAGUUGUUCGACGACGGUAGCCAAUGGGCAGUAGAGCGAUUACUGCAGAGAAAAUUAGAUAUAGCAGCGAAGCCGCCAAUUCGCCGUGGCUGAACCCUGGCUUUAAAUGGGAUGCGCUGAGCGAAUUUGGGAAGAGUGAGUAAAGAACGUCCAUCGUGCGCGGACAUUAAAUCGGAAGACGGCGAUAGCAAAGUCUCGGGAAAUAUCGGCGGUGGAAAAAAAAAAGUGAAUUGCUGGCAGCUGGUGGACAAAAUCUUUGGAUUUUUUCCCGUUUCAUAAGUCCACGAAGAAAGAGAGACGAAAAGAUUACAUUGCUCUCACGGAAGGUUUCACUUGCAGGUUUUUGUGACAUGUUUCAGUUUGCGUAUGACACCCUCAAGGCGUGGCAGAUGGAAAAUUAUGUUAACCGUCUGAAAUGAAAAUGAGAAAAAAAUGUAAAACCGUUCUCAAAUCUACAUAAAAAACAUGCAACUACCAGCCAACCUUUAUGGCGCCCGAGACAUGGCUUUUUAUUUCAUAAUCUGCCAUGAAUCCGAAAAACAAAAUUUCCUCUCUGCCGCUACUAGCAUUAUUGUAUGUGGUACACACUAGCAGUGCCGACACAAUAAAUUCCUGCAAAUUUGAAGACACGAUAGACUUAAGGCUUGCCCAUAGAUUCCCCAAUGGAUCCUAUUUAUAUGAAAGCAAAAUUUUCAUACCUGCCAAGCAAGUUGUAAUGUACGAUUAUGAAGAAGUUGCUGAUGAUGGCAAACGCAUUCCCAUAGAACCGCAUGCACGUGCUUGUAUUUGUGAUGGAGAAAACAAUUGUCUGCAAUUUUGUUGUCAACAAUCCACGGGGAUGUAUAUUACCAAUCCCAACAUUGGCUGUGAAACAAAUGGUUUGGAAGAUUUCGAAUUGUUUUCGGAUAAACCGUGUCAAAACCUCAAUUCGAUGAAUAUGGAGUGGAACUUAUAUGCCAAUGGAACACUGUCAAUACAGAAUGGAGAAACUCUUUUGUCACCGCAGGACUAUUGCCUGAUGUUGACACCAAAAAAGAGUGGCAUAGAUAUGAUAUUGACUCCCAUGUUGUGUUUAACGAUAAACAACGAGGAGAUCAGCCGGGAUGUUGUAAUUAUUAAUUUAUUUUCACCUGUAGGAGGAAUACUCAUGUACAUCUAUAUGGCCAUUCAACGAGUAAGAAAAAUUGAACGAUCGCUGUUGCUAUACACAAUUUUUGGCAGUAUCUUUCAAUGGCUUGUCGAAACGUAUAAUUCAACAAUUCCACCAUGUUUGUGUUUACUCUUGGGUUAUGGUGGCUAUUUUUUUCAGACGGUCCAACAUUCCUGGUUAAAUGUAAUAUAUUUUAAUUUAUACCAACGGCGAGUGGCAACGGCAAGAACUUCUCAGACGGAUGAUAAACGUUUUGCUGUAUAUGCCGUGGGCAUACCAAUGGGUUUGACUAUAAUUUUAUUAACAUUGGAUUAUUUAAAUAUUUCAAGUGAAUUUAAGUCGGGAAUUAGUGGAGAUUUUUGUUGGAUAAGCCCCUACAACUGGCCAUCAUUGAUAUUUAGUUCUGGCCUAAAUGCCACUCUUCUAUGUCCGGAUUACUAUUACCUUGUUACUGUUUUUAGAACUCUGAAGACCGAAAAGAAGCUGUCACCCCCAACCGAAUCGUACUAUUUUUAUGCUUACUUGCUUUUCGCGGUGACUAUAUGCUGUCUAAUUGAACUCAUAGCAAACAUAACACUUAUUUAUGAUUCACCAAGCGCAAAUUGGUUGGUUGAUCUAAGCAGAUUAUUUAAUGGCCCUCCUGUCAUUGUAAUAUUUUUGCUAUUUGGAUUGAAAUGGAGACAUCGUUGUGAUCGAUAUUUUCCUGAGGAUUACCACACCAAUGCUGCAGCAAUGGAAAUGGGAGAUAUUCUUCCUGUUCAACAUAAUUGUUAGCAACAUGGAGUUUUUAACGCUCCACCACUAUAUUUAUCAAAGUAAGAUUAAAUAAUAAAAGAGUAGAAUAUGUUAAAUUUGGAAUACCAAACCGUUUAUAUUAAAAUCAGCAAGUAAAAAACAGUAACCUCGGUCGGGCCUAACUUUGAAUACCCUAUAUACGAAAAUCUAAAUACGAAAUUUGGAACAACUCCGGUGAAUAAUGUCGCAUCGUCAUAAUACCGAAUAUUGGAAGUACGGUUGUAUGGAGGCAAUAGGAAGACGAGGGACUGCAUACUGAAUUUUUUGUCAUAGGCUGUAGUACCCAUUACGAAUUUUAAA